This is a messenger RNA of Nicrophorus vespilloides, 2293 nucleotides long. RefSeq names its product hexosaminidase D-like. Gene Ontology annotation, biological process: carbohydrate metabolic process. Lineage: Eukaryota; Metazoa; Arthropoda; Insecta; Coleoptera; Silphidae. The record is from RefSeq and is a predicted model, not a curated record. Gene Ontology annotation, molecular function: hexosaminidase activity. The transcript has a single exon. Bases 267 to 1985 code for a protein of 572 amino acids.
UAUAAGAAGUUCCAAAACAUGUUUUCUACUUGAUACUAUAGAUUAAAUGUUGUUAACUUAACUUCUUAUGGUUUGUGAAAUAAGUUAAUAAUUGUUGAUUUGCGUUCAUUAAAAAGGUAGAUGGUUGGAAGUAUAAUGUUGGGGUGUUUGGUCUGUUCUGGGGGCGUUAGAUGACAACCGAUAAACAUCGUAUUCAAAACAUAACCCUCUUGAUAUAGGGAAGGGUGGUUUCUCUUGUGGUUUAUUAUUGUUGUUGUUGUUGUUUGAUGAAGAAUGGAGGUAAGAAAUUGAUAAGGAAUGGUGGUUCAGUUGGGCUGAGGACAGUGGACAUAGGUACGACGAUGAAGAAGACGAAAUUGAAAUUCCUGAAGCCGCUGAGCGGCGUAUUCCUAGUGCUCAUCACCGUUUUCAUCAUCUACAUCUAUUUAAACUUCGAACGCGAACUGAGGAGGUUGAAGGAGGUGCAGGUGGUGCCGUCGUUCGAUAACUACCUGAAGACGAGGUCCGGACGCACCGCUUCGCAGCAGCAGCAUCGUCAGCAGGGCUUCCGCGGGGAGAAGAUCGUCCAUCUGGACCUGAAGGGAGCGCCUCCGAAAGUGGAAUAUCUGCGGAAGAUUUUACCGCUGUUCGCGAAGAUGGGCGCCACCGGUAUCCUGAUGGAGUACGAAGAUAUGUUCCCGUACGACGGCGACAUUUCAGCGCUGAAUCACUACAGCGUGCAGAACAUCAGCGAGAUGAACGCGCUCGCCGAUGAACAUCACCUGCAGAUCAUCCCACUGGUGCAGACGUUCGGCCACAUGGAGUUCAUACUGAAACUGGAGAAGUACAGGGAUCUGCGCGAGGAGACUUGGUAUCCGCAGACGAUCUGUCCGAGCAAUUUCCAAUCCUUGGAUCUGAUCCAGUCGAUGAUUGGUCAGGUGUUGCGUGCUCAUCCUAAAGCGAAGGCGAUUCACAUCGGAUGCGACGAAGUCUUCCACGUGGGCAGCUGCAACAGAUGUUACGACAGGAUGCUGAAGCACGGAUGGUCCAAAGUGCGUCUCUUCCUCGACCACAUCGUCACCGUUGCGAAACACAUCAAGCAAACGUAUCCGGGUGUCAAGGUGCUCAUAUGGGAUGAUCUGUUGAGGAACAUCGAGCAACCGGAUCUGAAGGAGAGCGGUAUCGCCGAUUACGUGACACCGGUCGUCUGGAAGUACGUGCCGGACAUCUACACGACGUUAACGCACAAAGUCCUGUACAAGUACAGCAACGUCUUUCAGAGCGUUUGGAUUGCGAGCGCGUUCAAGGGGGCGACUGGUAGUAACCAAUACAUCACCGACGCCUCUUACCACGUGGAUAAUCACGCCUCCUGGAUGAACGUGGUACGCGACUACAGCAUGACCAUCCACUUCGAAGGCAUCUUCAUCACCGGAUGGCAACGGUACGACCAUUUCGCCGUCCUCUGCGAGCUCCUCCCCGUCGCCAUCCCAUCUCUGGCAAUGUGCUUCCGCCAAUUGGCUGGGAACAACGAUCCGCCCACGGACCCGCCCAUCGACGUUGGCAACCUCUUGAACUGCGACAAACCGUACGGCCUGCUCGGCCCCAACUACGGUAACCCGAAGUGCUCCUAUCCGGGCGCCGAGAUCCUCGACGAAGUCUACAGACUGAAGCAGCUCAAGGACAAGUACGCUCAGCUUCUCGCCGAUUCACGCAUCAAAGGAUGGAUGAACGAGUUCAACGUGAGGCAUUCGUUCUCCAACCCCGAACUGGUGGAGAGCGGCACCGCCGAUCUGGAUUGGUUCAAGGGGCAGCUGUGGUCCGUAGAGACGAACCUCUGGACCUCAAUGGCAGACAUCUACGAUAACUACACCAUCUCAGAGUGGAUGGAGAGCUACAUCAGACCGUUCGAGGCUGAGAUCGUCUCGCUGUGGGAGAAGAAGGAAAAGCUGCUCAACGUGGACGUCUGGCCUCGACGACCAAUCAACUUCAAUAUCACCAAACCCUGACCUUCCACCUUUCGUAUUAUUUAUUUAUUUAUUUUCACGUCUCGUGCUCGUUUCAAUUAAGCCAACAAAAGGCGACCUCUUGCUCAAUGCAACAAUCAAUCUGUGUUAGUAGGUGAAAAUACACACCAAAUAAAUCAUAUAUCAAACCUAUUUCUACUUCAAUUUAGGCCACCUUCCACAAACUACUGGAUUAAAGUGGGAGGAAUCCAUUAAGGAAAAUACAGGAAGAAGAAAGGUGGCCGUUUUAAGGAAUGGUAUUUUUUCUUUCUUUCCAAAUUACCCAAAAAAUAAAUGUCUGUAUGUUUUGU